Messenger RNA from Entrophospora sp. SA101, 159 nucleotides. The record is from the annotation of a GenBank genome assembly. Lineage: Eukaryota; Fungi; Glomeromycota; Glomeromycetes; Entrophosporales; Entrophosporaceae.
AUGAACAUGGAAAAGAAAUUAUUUCAGGAGCAACAGACAAUUGCUUCUGCAGGCUUUAAAAUUAUCGAAACUAAUGAAGACGCAAUUACUGAAACUGAAGGAGUCAUUGGUUAUGCAGCACAAAAAGACAAAGAAGGAAAGUUUCCACCUUUAGGUUGA